GGGAGAGCUACAGAACAGGCAGACUGCACAGCUAUUUCAAGCAUUUAAAUCACAUGGGCUCAAGAACAUUUUAAUAAACUCUGUCUAGCACACGAGCCAACAACAUCUUAAAAUACAACAGCUACUGAGAAGAAGCAACGUUGCAAGAAAGCAACUAGUUCUAACUAAAAAGAACUUUAUUUGCCAGCAAAGAUGUCAGACAGAAGUCCCUUCGAAACAGAUAUGUUAACCCUUACCCGAUACGUUAUGGAAAAGGGUCGACGUGUUAAAGGCGCUACAGGGGAGCUGACACAGCUGCUCAACUCAAUGCUGACUGCCGUGAAGGCCAUUUCCUCUGCAGUCAGAAAGGCAGGCCUCGCCCAAAUGUAUGGAAUAGCAGGAACUGUGAAUGUGACCGGUGAUGAAGUGAAGAAGCUGGAUGUGCUAUCCAAUUCUCUGGUUAUUAACAUGCUACAGUCCUCCUAUGGCACCUGUGUCCUAGUCUCAGAGGAGAAUAAAGAUGCCAUUAUCACACCACAAGAUAAGAGGGGUAAAUAUGUGGUGUGCUUUGAUCCACUAGAUGGUUCUUCCAAUAUAGAUUGCUUAGCAUCAAUAGGAACGAUAUUUGCUAUCUACAAGAAGACAACAGAAGAUGAGCCCUCUGAAAAGGAUGCCUUUCAGCCAGGACGAAAUAUUGUUGCAGCAGGCUAUGCCUUGUAUGGCAGCGCUACGCUGGUGGCUCUUUCUACCGGGCAAGGAGUGGACUGCUUCAUGCUAGAUCCGGCCCUUGGUGAAUUUGUUCUGGUAGAUAAAGAUGUGAAAAUCAAGAAGAAAGGGAAGAUCUACAGUAUCAAUGAGGGUUAUGCCAAGUACUUUGAUCCUUCGAUGACAGAAUAUUUACAAAGGAAGAAAUUUCCUGAGGAUGGCAGUGCCCCCUAUGGCUCUAGAUAUGUGGGCUCGAUGGUGGCUGAUGUUCAUCGCACCCUGAUGUAUGGUGGGAUAUUCAUGUACCCAGCAAACCAGAAGAGUCCUAAGGGAAAGCUCCGUCUCCUUUAUGAGUGCAACCCAAUGGCUUUCAUCAUUGAGCAGGCUGGUGGGAUGGCUACUACAGGGACUGAGCCAGUACUGGAUGUGAAGCCUGACUCUCUUCACCAGAGAGUCCCAUUGAUUCUUGGUUCCCCCGAUGAUGUGCAGGAAUACCUCGCUUGUGUGCAGAAACACCAGAAAAGCAGCUAAUAGCAUUCACACACCAGAUGUUCCUUCCACACCUGCUACAUCACUUUCCAGAAAGAGCAGCAAUCAGAAGACUGGUUUCCGGGAUGUCAGUGAAAGGGGGAACUGAUAAUAGAAAUAGUGAAGACUGUUCCUAAAGGUUUUAAUUCCCCUUGAAUAAAAAGUGCAAACAUUCUUUAGUCUCAGUUUCUGUAAUACAAGAGUAAAAGCAAAGUCCUAAUUUUAAUACUACCAGUAUUUACUUAAUACUAAAAAAGGAAGUGAGUUGUUUGGGUUACACUCUAUUUGAUCUGAAGCUAGGUGUCUGAUAAUGCAGUAGCUCACAUUCUUUGAGACAAAGCAUUUUUAUGUCAACAUUCAAGACUUCAUUUAGAGACUGUAUCUGUAUUUUCUGUUGAGGUUUUGUUGUGGGCAAUUAUUAUUUUGUCAGCCUUCCUACUACCACUAGCCUUGUGAUUGGAGUAUGUUCCAAAUAGUAUUUGCCUUAGGUAAUAAAUAUUAAAAUUAAAUUAC
Chelonoidis abingdonii (Abingdon island giant tortoise) is the source of this 1725-nucleotide messenger RNA. Its product is annotated as fructose-1,6-bisphosphatase isozyme 2. Gene Ontology annotation, cellular component: cytosol; cytoplasm. Gene Ontology annotation, biological process: sucrose biosynthetic process; fructose metabolic process; fructose 6-phosphate metabolic process. Lineage: Eukaryota; Metazoa; Chordata; Testudines; Testudinidae. The record is from RefSeq and is a predicted model, not a curated record. Gene Ontology annotation, molecular function: fructose 1,6-bisphosphate 1-phosphatase activity.